Exophiala bonariae is the source of this 915-nucleotide messenger RNA. RefSeq lists its product as uncharacterized. NCBI's taxonomy places the organism in Eukaryota, Fungi, Ascomycota, Eurotiomycetes, Chaetothyriales, Herpotrichiellaceae. The transcript has 2 exons. Gene Ontology annotation, biological process: L-glutamine metabolic process; oxaloacetate metabolic process. Gene Ontology annotation, cellular component: mitochondrion. The record is from RefSeq and is a predicted model, not a curated record. Bases 1 to 915 code for a protein of 304 amino acids. Gene Ontology annotation, molecular function: omega-amidase activity.
AUGGCAACCCUAUUGAAGAAACCAUUGAAGCUGGCACUGAUCCAACUGGCCUCAGGUGGUGAUAAGACUGCCAAUCUCGCACAUGCGCGAUCCAAAGUUGUCGAGGCGGCCAAAGCUGGUGCCUCUCUCAUUGUCCUUCCCGAGUGUUUCAACUCUCCCUAUGGCACCCAAUAUUUCCCCAAGUACGCCGAGACUGUUCUCCCGUCUCCUCCAUCACAAGAGAAGUCUCCGUCAUGGCAUAUGCUGUCCUCCGUUGCUAGAGAGACAAAAACCUAUCUGGUGGGAGGAAGCAUUCCCGAGUUUGUCCCAGAAACCAAGGAAUAUUUCAACACUUCAUUAGUCUUCUCCCCUACUGGACAGCUCCUUGCCACACAUCGGAAGACACAUCUGUUUGAUAUUGACAUUCCUGGGAAGAUCAAGUUCAAAGAGAGUGAAGUCUUGUCUCCUGGAAAUAAAGUCACCCUCCUUGACCUUCCAGAAUAUGGUAAGAUUGGACUGGCAAUAUGCUAUGAUGUUCGAUUCCCAGAACUCGCCAUGGUAGCCGCAAGAAAGGGUGCAUUUUUGUUUGUAUAUCCCGGAGCAUUUAACACUACAACUGGACCCAUGCAUUGGACGUUACAAGCCCGAGCGAGGGCCAUGGAUAACCAGAUUUACGUGGCCAUGUGUAGUCCGGCAAGAGAUACAGAGGCUACUUAUCAUGCCUACGGUCAUUCGAUGGUGGUGAAUCCAAAUGCUGAGAUUCUUUCGGAAGCCGAGGAGUCUGAGACCAUCAUCUAUGCCGAACUGGAUGGUAGCAAGAUUGAGGAGACGCGGAAAGGCAUUCCGAUUUACACCCAGAGAAGAUUUGAUGUCUACCCUGAUGUGAGUGCCGGGAAAGUGAACUUUGAGGAUGAAAGCAAUGAUAUCAAAUCAUAG